GCCAACUGAGCAUGCUCGGCCUUCGGGUUAUAAGAACCGCACGCUCGGAUGAACUCGGCUGUUCGCUCUCAUAACCAGCGCAGUUCGUACAUCAUGCAGCGAAUGAAAGCCAAGAGCAUUACUGACCGAUCGUACCGCAAGGCUCAGAGAAGAGCGGAGCGGCGGUCAGCCCCGCCGAGACGUGGAAGGCCCUCCAGAUCCACGACUGCAGGCUGGGUGGCGCACUGCGCUUCAUUGCUUUAUUGGAUGACCAUGCCCAUGCGCCUCUGCUAUCUGGCGCUGACGGUGCCGUUCCGCAUCAUCUCCUACGGGAUGCAGACCCUCGUGGCCGUACCUACAUCCUACACCCAUUCGUAGAACCAGUAGAUUGAUGACGGCAUUGUUUUUAGAGACCCCGCCCAGAGCUGGUGCCGAAACGACCGAAGAUAUCCAGAGUGCCCAACGGACCUAAAAAGUACUCGAAAAGGACAAAUCGCGACAUUUUUAGCAAGCACAAAUCGUGCAUUCUUUUAAGCUCUGUACAUUGGCAUCGCGUUAAGAAUUCUAUGUUGUCGACGACAUGACGCAAUAAACGUACUUUCAUUGGGACUCUAAUAA
Dermacentor andersoni is the source of this 597-nucleotide messenger RNA. NCBI's taxonomy places the organism in Eukaryota, Metazoa, Arthropoda, Arachnida, Ixodida, Ixodidae. The record is from RefSeq and is a predicted model, not a curated record.